AUGAAUAAAUCAGGUGGGGUUAGCGGUAAUAGUGACGGAAAAGAGAAUGAGUUUUCUUUAAGGUGGUUGGAGGAUGUGUUCGAGCAAAGUAAGGGUUAUACUGGUGCAAAUGAAAAAAACGAAAAUAAACAACAGAAAGAUCCUAAACUUAUAGAAAAUAUGACUAAAAAAGAAGAAAUUCAAAGACAAACAUCAAAUGAUAUAUUAAGUAAGGAAAUGAUUCAUCAACCAGGGAAUAUCAGCACGAACAACAGUGAUAAGGAUAUCUCUCCUUCGAUACCGCUGCAUUUAUUAGAUGAUGUAAUAGAUCAAAAUGAAAACAGUACUAGUGGAAAAAAUAUUGCUUGUAGGGAAAUAUCCAAAGAGACUACUAAGCAAAAACAUACACACGAAACCUACAUAGAUGACAUAAUAAACGAAAUAACCGAUACUACAACCAGGCUGGAUAAAGUCAAGGGUACGAACAGUUUGGGCGGCCAAACAUUGGCUCAGACUUGUACUGAAAUGGCCACUUGUCAAGAUCGUAACGCUAUUUUUACAGGAGAUGAAAACUUGGGGAAAGCAAGAAGUGGUGUAGAAAACUUGAAAAAUAGGGAUAAUUUGCUACCAUCUUUAAAAGAAAACAGCAUCGAGGAUCGAAGUAAUGCCCCAAAGUUGGUAAAGGGUAAACUAUUAGACUCGCAAUUAGAUGCAAUGGACACUGUUAUGAAGAAAACAGCACAUACUGAAAUGAAAACCCCAAACGUCGAUGUAAAAGAUGCAAUACUAAUGGCUAUAGAGACUGAAUAUAAGGACGUCAAUUUAGAUCCAAAUUUUCGAGCUAUGCCUACAAGUUUAAAGGAUUCUGCUAAGAAUAUUGAUGAGAUGAAUGUCAAGACAGGACAGUCAUCAAACCAAUUAAUCACAGAGAAUAAUCUAAUUGCACAGUCUUUGGACGGUAUGAUUAAAGAUAUCCAGAGUAACAUCGAUAAUAACUCUAAUCAAAAAACGAAGCUCAUUCUCGCUAAUGAAAAAUGUCAAAAGGAUGUGAGCGAAACAAGCAGCGAUAAUGACCAUGUAGGCAAACUUGGUACUGUACAAGAUAGUGAAAAUCAAGCCGGAAGUGAUGGUAAAGAUGAUAAAUCAAUAAUCAUAGAUGGAUCUACCCAGGUGGCCAGUCAUCAUUCCAUUCCAGAUUUAUCUAAAUUGGAUCUUGAAGGAAGGGAAGAGAUCGAUCAUGAUGUCAGAUUUCUUGUAGAUGAAAUAAAUACAGAUAUUCUGGAUUUGGACAAAACCAUCGUAGAAGGGGAUGCUACAGCUCAGAAAAUUGAAGAGAGAACAGACGCUUUUGAGAAGGAUAAAUUUAAAGUUAAUGAUAGUUCUAAUAAUGAAGAUAGGAAAUGUGAUACAAAGCUAGACCUGGCAGAUACAGAAGUAUCCGGCAAUAAAGGAAAACAAAAACUAGUUGACCAACAGUCGGUUCAUCAAGACCUAACUGUAGAAUCGUCGAACUUAUCGGAAACGUUGGACAACCUUUUAGCGACUGAUUUUGAUCAAUCGAAAAUCAGCCACGAUCAAAAAGUAUCAGCUAAACAGCAAAGAAAAUCUAUUGAUAAAUCGAAAUCGGUUAGACAUGGACAAACUCAAGAUUUUAAAGCUAGGUCGAUCAAUAACAGUAAAGGAAUUGUAGAAAGGCACGAUCGUGUUAGAGCUAAAUAUUCACAAGAGAAAAUAUCUACAAAGACUAACAAGCUAAAAGGUGAUCAGAAAGUUUGUAUGUCAUCGGCAGAAGUUGUGUUACUUCGGCAACUUGGAUUACAAGAAAAGUUACUAUGUAUGGGCUUCAGGGCCGAUGUAAAAGCUACAGGAAAUCAGUAUACGCUGAUGACGAACAUGAAUAAUCCUAAAGCACCUAGGGAACAGCUGGCAGCCAUUAAAAAUAGUCAAGAUGGUAUAUCGGCCAAUUUAUCCGCUUUCCUACGUCAGUAUUCUCAUUUAAUCAAUGAUAUCAAUAGAAUUUUGCGAAAUAAACGAAUUUUAGCUGGAGUCUAUCUUGAUAAUGAGGCAGUCUUUGUUAUUGGAAUCAAUAAUGAGGAAUACGAUAAAGCAGUUGCCUUCCUGAAAGAACAGUAUCAAACCAAAGAGUUUAAACUUCAUUACAAAAAAAAUCUACUGGAAGAUUGGACUAAUGUUCAUCAAUAUUUCACUCAUAAAUUUGCACACUAUCAUCGAGUUUUCGUCGACUUUUGCAUUAAUACCAUCGAUAAGACUGUUAAUACUACCGUUGUAGGAGUGCUUAAUGAAAUAGACUAUGUUGUCAGUAAAGCUAAGAAGUAUCUAAUGGUAUAUAAGGGUAAUGCCCAUCAUCAUACAUCCUUUGACGAUCGAUUCGAUGAAUUUGUGAUUGGUAAAAUGAAAUUAUUAAAAGUUGAAUUUCUUCAACGCUUUUGUAACGAUGAUUUAAUGGCAAUACAGAAUCGCUAUCAAUGUCAAGUUUUAUUUGAAGCAAACAAGGGAGAAAGUAGCAGUGAGGAUAGUAAAGUAAUAAUCAAAUAUCGCCAUAGCCAAAUAUCGACAGCCAUUAGUCAGAUUGAUGCGGAAAUUCGUUCCAUUCCAGUGGUUUGCAAAUCAAUUUCGGUUGGAAAGAGUCAAUUUUCAAAAAUUUUACGCUACGUUAUUUCAGAAAAGGAUAAAGGAAAACUGGCUAAUUUAAAAGACAGCCUGCAAUUCUCCAUUGACGUUGCUGAUGUCCAAAUUCGCAGGAUAACCAAGGAGAAUUCUAAACUUCGUGCUCCAGCGUGGAAGAAAGUAAAUCGAGGACUACGGGUAACGUGCCCUUCAUUGAAGUAUAAUAAUACAUCUUUUUCACAACAGGCAUCUUCAUUCACGUACCUGCCUAGCAAAAUGUCCUCGAUGCUAUUGCUUAAUAAACUCUCACCGUCAACCUUUUCAAGCUGGUCGUGUAACGUACCAAUUAUAGAUGAUAAUCAAAAGAUUGAUUUCAAUGGUAAAGUUAUUACUGUUUUGAAAAGGCCACUACAAGCUAUAAGUAAUAAUGUAAGUAUCGACAAGAUUUCACGAAGAUUUAUACGCUGA
Messenger RNA from Trichoplax adhaerens, 3075 nucleotides. RefSeq lists its product as uncharacterized. Bases 1 to 3075 code for a protein of 1024 amino acids. NCBI's taxonomy places the organism in Eukaryota, Metazoa, Placozoa, Uniplacotomia, Trichoplacea, Trichoplacidae. The transcript is spliced from 3 exons. The record is from RefSeq and is a predicted model, not a curated record.